AUGCCUUCAUCCACGCGCUACCUCUACAUAGCUUCGGUCUCCUGCGUGAUUGUUUUUAUCGUGUGCUACAUGUUGGGUUCUGGGGGAGAGCAAAGCUUCCAGAAGCUGAAUCACUCAGAGGCUCUGAUGCUGACUCAGGUUUGCACAUCCUUUAUCAAAGGCAAAGCGCCGUUCCCGUGGAGAAACAAACUGAUGAUACACCAGAGGACUUCGUGCAGGGAUUACCUGACCCAGAGCCACUAUAUCACGGCCCCUUUAUCUAAAGAAGAGGCUGACUUUGCUUUGGCGUACACCAUGGUCAUCCAUCACCAUUUCGAGACCUUUGCCAGGCUCUUUAGAGCCGUUUACAUGCCUCAGAAUGUCUACUGUGUGCAUGUGGAUGAAAAGGCGACAGCGGAAUUUAAAGAUGCAGUAGAGCAGCUGCUGAGCUGCUUCCCCAACGCUUUCCUGGCCUCGAGGAUGGAGCCCGUGGUCUACGGGGGCAUCUCCAGGCUCCAGGCCGACCUGAACUGCCUCAAGGACCUGGCGGCCUCCCAGGUGCCCUGGAAGUACGCCAUCAACACGUGUGGCCAGGAUUUCCCCCUGAAGACCAACAAGGAGAUCGUUCGGUAUCUGAAGGGUUAUAAAGGGAAAAACAUCACCCCCGGGGUGCUGCCCCCCAGUCAUGCCAUUGGCCGCACCAAGUAUGUCCACCGGGAGCACCUGGGCAAAGAGCUUUCCUAUGUGAUCAGAACCACAGCGUUGAAACCACCCCCUCCCCAUAAUCUCACCAUUUACUUUGGCUCUGCCUAUGUUGCUCUAUCAAGAGAGUUUACCGACUUCGUCCUCCACGACCCACGGGCUGUUGACUUGCUCCAGUGGUCCAAAGACACUUUUAGUCCUGAUGAACAUUUCUGGGUGACGCUCAAUAGGAUCCCAGGUAUGUGCGAUUCUGUGUUUCACAUAAUGGCGACGUGGUGUACUUGGAAAGGCUUUUCAAGAGCCUGGUCUUUCGUAGUGGACGUAGAAGAUGAAAAGUGA
This is a messenger RNA of Nyctereutes procyonoides (raccoon dog), 1020 nucleotides long. Its product is annotated as N-acetyllactosaminide beta-1,6-N-acetylglucosaminyl-transferase-like. The record is from RefSeq and is a predicted model, not a curated record. Gene Ontology annotation, molecular function: acetylglucosaminyltransferase activity. Gene Ontology annotation, cellular component: membrane. Bases 1 to 1020 code for a protein of 339 amino acids. The transcript has a single exon. Lineage: Eukaryota; Metazoa; Chordata; Mammalia; Carnivora; Canidae. Gene Ontology annotation, biological process: transforming growth factor beta receptor signaling pathway.